AUGUCUCAGCUCAGCUAUGCUCGCUAUGGCAAGGACAACAUCCGGCUCUACAAGGUCCACAAGGACGAGAAGAGCGGUAUCCAGUCCGUCGUUGAGAUGACAGUCCGCAUACUGCUAGAGGGCGACAUUGAGACCUCCUACACAGAAGCAGACAACUCCGUCGUCGUAGCCACAGACACCCAGAAGCAGACAUGCUACAUCCUAGCAAAGCAGAAUCCGGUCACUCCUCCCGAGCUCUUCGCCUCCAUAGUCGGCAACCAUUUCGUCGAAACCUACAAGCACAUCCACGCCGCACACGUCAACAUCAUUGUGCACCGAUGGACCAGGAUGACCGUCGACGGCAAGCCGCACCCACACUCCUUCUUCCGUGACGGCGAGGAGACCCGCGUGGUCGAGGCAGUUGCCAGAGAAGGCAAAGGCAUCUCCAUUCGCUCCGGCAUAAAGGGUCUCCUCGUCCUCAAAAGUACCGGCUCAGCCUUCUACGGCUUCCACCGCGACGAGUACACCGCGCUUCCCGAAACCUGGGACCGCAUCCUCAGCACCGAGGUCGAGUCUGGCUGGCACUGGAAGACCUUCUCGAGUCUGCAGGAGGUCAAGUCUGUUGUCCCGAAGUUUGAUGAGGCGUGGCAAUCUGCGAGGGAUAUUACCCUCGCUACAUUCGCCAAGGACAACAGCGCUAGUGUGCAGAAUACCAUGUACAAGAUUUGUGACCAGAUACUGGCCGCUGCACCAUUGGUAGAGGCGGUUGAGUAUUCUCUGCCGAAUAAGCAUUACUUUGAAAUUGACUUGAGCUGGCACAAGGGUCUCAAGAACACCGGCAAGGACGCGGAGGUGUAUGCGCCCCAGUCCAACCCGAACGGUCUGAUCCAGUGCACCGUUACCCGCAAGCCCAAGGCCAAGAUGUAA
Molecule: messenger RNA, 906 nt
Organism: Coniosporium apollinis CBS 100218
Lineage: Eukaryota; Fungi; Ascomycota; Dothideomycetes
Product: uricase
Exons: 3
Coding region: 1-906 (301 amino acids)
Biological process (GO): urate catabolic process; purine nucleobase catabolic process
Cellular component (GO): peroxisome
Molecular function (GO): urate oxidase activity
Source: RefSeq, a predicted model, not a curated record